UGUUCGCAAGCGACGGCAGCCCAGCGCACGGCAGCCCAGCGCAGGACGCAGCCCAGCCUCAAGACUCGCCAGGGCACAGCGCGGUACAUACAUCUCACGCACGCGCGCGGGCUGGCUGCUAGUCGGACCUGGCUGUUUGUUCGCUUCCCACCCCGCGAGGGGAAGGGUGCGAGGAGUGCCUGCAUCUGCUGAUCUUGGCGGGAGGCGGGAGACGGCUAGGAGGUAGGAGCAGAGGAAGCGUGCGCCGAGAAGGCUGUAGCAGGGGAGAGUUAAUGGCGCCGCCUGAUCAGGGCGGCGGCGGGGCGCGGCGGCAGGUGCUGCUGGGUCUCGCGCUGGGGCAGUUCGUCUCGCUGCUCAUCACCUCCACCGGCUUCUCCUCCUCCGAGCUCGCCCGCCGAGGUAUCAACGCACCAACAUCGCAGUCCCUCUUGAACUACAUCCUCCUUGCUCUCGUCUAUGGAGGUGCACUCAUCUACCGGCGGCAACCACUCACAAUAAAAUGGUACUACUAUUUGAUCCUUGGAAUUAUUGAUGUGGAAGCUAAUUAUAUCGUUGUGAAGUCAUAUCAGUACACAUCUUUGACAAGCGUGAUGCUGUUGGAUUGCUGGUCGGUUCCGUGUGUCAUUGUUCUUACUUGGAUCUUUCUGAAGACAAAGUACGGUCUCAGGAAAUUCAUUGGAGUCGGAGUUUGUGUGGCUGGCCUUAUAUUAGUUGUGUUUUCAGAUGUGCAUGCCUCUGAUCGAGCUAAAGGAUCUAACCCUUUGAAGGGUGAUUUGCUUGUCAUUCUUGGUUCCAUGCUUUAUGCUUGCAGUAAUGUUACUGAGGAGUACGUGGUCAAGAAAAGCAACAGAGUGGAGUUGAUGGCAAUGUUAGGAAUUUUUGGAGCAGUUGUCAGUGGUAUACAGAUAAGUAUACUCGAGCGUAAAGAACUUCAUUCAAUUAAAUGGAAUGCUGGUGCAGUGCUCCCUUUUCUUGGAUUCGCGUUAGCAAUGUUCCUGUUCUACUCAACUGUACCCACAGUACUAAAGAUAUGUGGCGCAACAAUGCUGAACCUCUCGCUCCUGACUUCUGACAUGUGGGCCGUUCUGAUCCGUAUCUUUGCUUAUCAUGAGAAGGUUGACUGGAUCUACUUCGUUGCUUUUGCCUGCACGGCAGCCGGCCUCGUCAUCUACUCAUUCAGGGGCUCCAAGGAAGCAGAGGAGACGGCGCAGGUCGCCGGGGCCGGUGACGAUCAGGUCAAGGUGGGUGACGAGGAGGCUGGAACGCAGAACACGGCUUGAAACUCCGGUGCAGGCAUUGCAAUGGCGGCCCGGCUCCAACAAGAAAUUCAGCUGCCGGAGAUUACUAGGCAGCUGUGAGUUGUAGCAUGCCUUGGACAGCACCUGCAUACAGCGCAGGGCGAACAGGCAGCGGCUGAGAGAGUUUAGGCUGGAGAGCAACUUUGUAUCGGAACAAUUUAACAUGUCGACUCGAACAAUGUCGACAGGAAGGAAACAAGAAUAGUAUUGUCUGGGCAGCACUUCAACAGCUCAAAGGACGAACAGCACAGUUUAGUUCCAUUUCU
Molecule: messenger RNA, 1564 nt
Organism: Phragmites australis (common reed)
Lineage: Eukaryota; Viridiplantae; Streptophyta; Magnoliopsida; Poales; Poaceae
Exons: 11
Coding region: 273-1280 (335 amino acids)
Biological process (GO): transmembrane transport
Cellular component (GO): membrane
Molecular function (GO): transmembrane transporter activity
Source: RefSeq, a predicted model, not a curated record